Leishmania braziliensis MHOM/BR/75/M2904 is the source of this 1431-nucleotide messenger RNA. RefSeq lists its product as hypothetical. Gene Ontology annotation, molecular function: histone binding; chromatin binding. Gene Ontology annotation, biological process: epigenetic programing of male pronucleus. NCBI's taxonomy places the organism in Eukaryota, Euglenozoa, Kinetoplastea, Trypanosomatida, Trypanosomatidae. Bases 1 to 1431 code for a protein of 476 amino acids. The record is from RefSeq and is a predicted model, not a curated record. The transcript has a single exon. Gene Ontology annotation, cellular component: germinal vesicle; female pronucleus; male pronucleus.
AUGGAGGAACUUCCCCUGCUGCGCGCCAAGGGGAAUCACGUGAGGGAGACAACAGGUCCGUCUGUCGGACCGGGAGCUUAUGAUCUAGAUAAGCGGGCCACUAUCAACUCUAGUUGUGCACCUUUCAACAGCACCAGUGUUCGGCAGCCUCUCCUGUCUGCCGACCGCGAGCUUCCUGGGCCUGGUACAUAUAACGUACCUGCGGCACAGAGUGGCCAGGCUUUCGGGGUGGGGUCACAGCCCUUUGUGUCGGAAUCCGCUCGCUUUGUUGCAGCAGCCUGCAGCGAUAUCCCUGGGCCUGGCUCCUACGAUGUCGCGAGUUAUCGGAGCACGCGCAAAAAUCCACGAUCACACAUGUUUUCUGGACCACACGGGAAUGCACUCGACAGCCAGUACACCGAGAGCGUCGGCCCUGGCAGCUACAACCCCAACUACGCUGCUGCAGACCGCAGGCUUCCCAAAGCGGCCGGGUUUGCUAAAUACAGUAGUCGGGAGCCGCUGAGGCCGCCAACGGGCCCGGGCCCAGGAAGCUACAAUCCAUCAUUAGUGCUGCGAUCGCUUGGCGCGGCGAAGCCGUCCUCAAUGUUUGUAACGAAAACCAAGCGAUCUCUGUGUGGCGGCAACGGAUUUAGCGAUUCUCCUGGGCCCGGCACUUACCAGCCAUGGAUGGCGUCAGAGCGAGGCGCAGCAAUUCCGCGCGAGCAGUUCUCCGCCUUUGGCUCUUCCUCCUCUCGGUUUGCCCACGGGAAGGAGGGCGAUCUGCCGGGACCUGGUGCGUAUACCGGUGAGAUUGCGCCGCGCCGUUUCCACCCGAGCACCAAAGGCAACUCUGCCGCUUUUGUCUCAGGGUACGACCGUUUUCCAGCAUCGAUGGCGGCGCAGUCGCCAGGUCCGGGAACGUACGACCCACGGCGCUCACGCCGGCAUCACGAUUUUGGCGAGCCCAUGCCAUUUGGAUCAACAGUACCCCGAUUCGACCCGGUGUGGUCGCAGCAUCCGCGAUCAGAGCCGCUCAUCUUUUCUGGAGACCCCGACAAUGGCAGGGCCCCGAGUCAGCGACGGAUGCGCCCAUUUAUAUAUGGAAAGAUCCAACCUUCGAGCGCUCCGCCUCCGCUGCCGCACCGGGCGUACGAUGUGCGGUACGACUGGCCAAAGCCGACGUCUAUGGCAAAUACCACGUUUGGCACAUCUUCACGUUUGCCGCUUCAUCAAACCAGUGCAGUGCCAGGCCCAGGCAGCUACUGUGAGCUGGGGGACGCUGCUCCUGCUGGCCGCCGCUACGGUAACUCCAAUUGGGGCCGCGAUGUGCGAUUUUCCGAGGUGGCGCUGUCGUCAGGCACGCCGGAAGCAGGUAAGUACUAUCACGCCAGCACCUUCCUAAAAAAGACCUUCAAUUCCACGAUCGGCUCUGACACUGCGUGGAUUGAGUAG